CGCCGCUCGGGGAGGGAGCGCAGAGUGCCCGCUCGCCGCACCCGGACGGACCGCCCGACCGCCCGCCAGAGAGACAGACAGACCGACCGACCGACCGACCGACCGCCGUCGCCAUGUCCAAGCGCCACCGCCUCGAUCUGGGCGACGAUUACAGCUCCAGCAAGAAACGCACCACCGACGGGAAAGAUCGGGACCGGGACAGGGACCGAGAUGACCGCUCGAAAGAUCGUGACAGGGAUCGUGACAGAGAUAGAGAUCGUGACAGAGAAAGGGACAAGGAAAAAGAUCUGCGACCUACGUCUAACUCAACAUAUUAUGCAGCUGCUGGGUUACCAGCUAUAAAACCAGCAAUGAUUCCACACAGUAUUAACCCUUUCACAAAUCUACCACAUACCCCACGAUAUUAUGAUAUCCUGAAAAAAAGGCUACAACUUCCUGUCUGGGAAUAUAAAGAAAGAUUUACAGAUAUUUUGGUUAGGCAUCAGUCGUUUGUGCUGGUUGGAGAGACCGGGUCUGGUAAAACAACACAGAUCCCUCAGUGGUGCGUUGACUACAUGCGCUCAUUACCUGGCCCCAAGAGGGGAGUGGCGUGUACCCAGCCGCGGCGAGUGGCUGCGAUGAGCGUGGCACAGCGCGUUGCUGAUGAGAUGGAUGUCAUGCUGGGCCAGGAGGUUGGUUACUCCAUUCGCUUUGAAGAUUGCAGUAGUGCAAAAACCAUUUUGAAGUAUAUGACUGACGGUAUGUUACUUCGUGAAGCGAUGAACGAUCCUUUGCUGGAGCGCUAUGGUGUUAUAAUUCUUGAUGAGGCCCAUGAGAGAACACUGGCUACGGAUAUCUUGAUGGGAGUUUUGAAGGAAGUUGUAAGACAAAGAUCUGAUUUGAAGGUUAUAGUUAUGAGUGCUACUUUAGAUGCUGGCAAGUUUCAGAUCUAUUUUGAUAACUGUCCUCUUCUAACCAUCCCGGGUCGCACCCAUCCUGUGGAGAUAUUCUAUACUCCAGAACCUGAAAGGGACUACCUUGAGGCUGCCAUUCGAACAGUAAUACAAAUUCACAUGUGUGAAGAAGAAGAAGGAGAUCUCUUACUCUUUCUUACAGGACAAGAGGAGAUUGAUGAAGCCUGCAAGAGGAUAAAACGUGAAAUUGAUGACUUAGGUCCUGAAGUUGGUGACAUAAAAAUCAUUCCAUUGUAUUCCACCCUUCCUCCACAGCAGCAGCAAAGGAUAUUUGAACCUCCCCCACCAAAAAAACAAAACGGAGCAAUAGGAAGAAAGGUUGUGGUGUCCACUAACAUUGCUGAGACAUCAUUGACAAUAGAUGGCGUAGUGUUUGUGAUUGAUCCGGGCUUUGCAAAACAGAAGGUGUACAAUCCUCGUAUCAGAGUGGAGUCUUUGUUGGUGACUGCCAUCAGUAAAGCGUCUGCCCAGCAGCGAGCUGGCCGUGCUGGUCGUACUCGACCAGGCAAGUGCUUCAGGCUUUAUACAGAGAAAGCCUACAAAACUGAAAUGCAGGACAACACAUACCCUGAAAUUUUGAGGUCUAACUUAGGAUCUGUAGUAUUACAGCUCAAGAAGCUUGGUAUAGAUGAUUUGGUGCACUUUGAUUUUAUGGAUCCUCCAGCUCCUGAAACUCUGAUGAGAGCUUUAGAACUUUUGAAUUAUCUGGCUGCUUUAAAUGAUGAUGGAGACUUGACUGAGUUGGGAUCCAUGAUGGCUGAAUUUCCAUUGGACCCACAGCUGGCUAAAAUGGUUAUUGCAAGCUGUGACUACAACUGUUCUAAUGAGGUCCUAUCUAUUACUGCCAUGUUGUCAGUCCCACAGUGUUUUGUUCGCCCCACGGAAGCAAAGAAAGCAGCAGAUGAAGCCAAGAUGAGGUUUGCCCACAUAGAUGGAGAUCAUUUGACGUUGCUGAAUGUCUACCAUGCUUUCAAGCAAAAUCAUGAGUCGGUUCAGUGGUGUUAUGACAACUUCAUUAACUACAGGUCCCUGAUGUCUGCAGACAAUGUACGCCAACAGCUGUCACGAAUCAUGGAUAGAUUUAAUUUGCCUCGUAGAAGCACAGAUUUUACCAGCCGAGACUAUUACAUCAACAUAAGAAAGGCAUUAGUUACUGGGUAUUUCAUGCAGGUGGCACAUUUGGAGCGAACAGGGCAUUACUUAACAGUGAAAGAUAACCAGGUGGUGCAGUUGCAUCCCUCCACUGUUCUUGAUCACAAACCAGAAUGGGUGCUGUAUAAUGAGUUUGUCCUUACAACGAAGAAUUACAUCCGGACAUGUACAGACAUCAAGCCAGAAUGGCUGGUGAAAAUUGCCCCUCAAUAUUAUGACAUGAGCAAUUUUCCACAGUGCGAAGCAAAGAGACAGUUGGAUCGCAUCAUUGCCAAACUUCAGUCCAAGGAAUACUCACAGUACUGAAUUUAUGCUUUGAACUGAAGUUAUUCAGAGGACAGCUUUAAGAGAUGAAAGGAUUCAAAGUUCAAGUUGUGCUCUUCACUUUGGUUCAAUAAUGGCCUUUAUUUGAAAGCUUUUUAAUUUUUCUUUACAGUAAAUAUUCCAUUCUGAUUUCAUAAAUUAAACAUUUAUGCCUCCCUUUUGUGUUGACACUGUAGCUCAUACUGGAAAAGCUAAUCAAUGUUUUGCAGUUUAUUGAAAGUAGUUCUAUAUAUAACAAUGUUAUAAGCAUUUCUUUAGAAAUGGUUGAAAAUGCUUCUAAAAAUGUGAUUAUCGACCAUGGUAUGCAUGAUCGUUGUAAUUGUUGACAUUCCUUUUAGAAGUUGUGAAAUGUUACAACUUGUGCUUCUGUAGACACAAUCUUCGGCUUCAGUACAAGGGUACUGACUUCAAUAAAGUCUAUUUAUACUAAUUUUGUGCCACAGUAUGUCAGUAUUUCUAUUGUUUUGAUUGAAAUAUGAGAAGCCCAUUUAGUCUCCCAUUAAACUGCUGUUUGACAUGGCAGUAGUUAAAUAUUUUAAUAUUAAAAGUACAGGUGUUUAAGCAGCACAAUGAUGAUAUAAUGUGAUGCAUACAGUGUUGAUCCCUUGCAGACUUGUUAAAAUUAUUUAGGAAAACUCAAAAUGCAUGGAGAUGUGUUAGGAGAAUGCUUUCUUCCAACAUAGCCCAAAGUAUUUCUCAGACAGAACUGUAGUAGCGUGUCCUAUAAAGUGAAGUGUGUGUGGCCAGGUAAAAAUUGCCAUGCUGGGCAAUGAUCAGGUACUGUUUAGGAUCAAAACAAUAGCAUAAAUGACACUGUAGAUCAAAUCACACUGCACCGUUGUAAUUUUGUAGUGAUUUUUCAUGAAAUAUGAUUCGACAGCAUAAUCCCGUGAGGAAUUUAUAGUAAAAUUUGAUCACAAGGCUGCAGUACCCUUCUUAGGAGGACAGGCAGAGAAAGUUGCUAUUGUUCAGCCUGGAAAAAAGGAGGAGACCUUACUGUGGCCGUAAAAAAUACCUUUAGAGGUUUUAGAAGAACGAAUGAGGAUUUUUACCAGGGCCUUUGGUAAAAACAAUUGUUUUAACUCUGGUAGAGGGUAGAUGAAGAUUGGACGUAAGGAAGAAAUUAGUCACUGUGAAGGUGGUGUGGCACUGCAGCAGGUUGUGCAGGGAAGUUGUGGGUGCCCAAUCCCUAGAGAAUUCCAGGUCAAGUGGGAUGAGGCUUUGAGCAGCCUGGUCUAGUGGAAGGUGUCCUUGCUCAUGGCAGGAGGGUUGGAACUAGUAGAUGGUCUUUAACGUCUGGUUGAACCCAAGCCAUUCUGUCGUUUAAUGUAUUUAAUCAGAUUUCUGUUUUUCCCUCCCCCUGGAAUACACUGAGCUUUGGUCAGCUGUGCUGCUGUCAUACUGUGUAAUGCUGAAGCAAAAAUAGGUUAUGUUUACAGAGCUGGUAACUAACCUCAGACUAAUUUUAAGCACUGAUAUUUGGAGUAUCCUUUCCUAUUUAAAUCAUAGCAGUGGACUAUAAAAUUACUUGGAAUAAUUUGAGGAUUUUCUUCCAGUUCCAACUUUUUUUUUUUUUAAUUGCUACUUAUAUGGUGGGGAGUAGAGAAGUUUUGAAAACUUUGUUAGCAACUGAAAUAGUAAUAACGAAGAUGAAAAUGUCAGAAGAUUAACAUUUGAGUGGAUUUAUAAUACGCAGUGGCACUUGGGAGUCUGUCUCGGGUUUGCUAGGUGAGAAGGGAGUGUGAGAUGAGAUGAGUCUGGACUUUCCUGCCCUACCAAGUCAUUUUCUGUAGGAAGAAGGGAAAGAGCUUCACUGCAUAAAAUGUUGGACUGGAUUGUGUUUUCUGACUGCAGUUAGAAGAGGAUUUAAACAAAACGGGGAUUCUGAACUUCUUAAGCAACUUGAUUUCAAACUAGUAUUCCUGAACUUGCAAAUGUUGGUUUUGCAAAUUGCCGCUCUAGGAUGACUCAGGCCGGAUAUGUGGGGUUUCCUGAUGACUUGCUUUUCCUCUAUGUGGUGAGCAGAGGGGGCUGCUUUGUGCAAUGCUGAAAACCAGCUGCUCCCCAGGUAAGAAUUGCUGUAGUAUUUGUGUGCAUCCUUCAGCUGAAUGGUGUAGAACCACCUUCUGCAUGACUUUCCCUAGGUCUGGCAAGGGCCACAGACAGUUCUCCGCAUGAAACACCUUAGGGACCCCAGAACCAGCUGCCAUCAGCUGUUGUAGCUUGGGUCCUUGGGGAUGGGGGAGCAGAUGGCUACGGCUGUGAGUGGAACUUGACACAGGAAAGAUUUUGGCUUGUUUUUGGCGAUUUUCUUUUCCCUCGAAUUGUCAUACUCACAAGCUCAGCUUGGGCUGUGACAGCUGACCAGCUCUUUUACUCUGCUCUGCCUUUUCUACCAGGUAUGCAAAUACUACUGGCCAAACUCGUGUCCUCUGACAGCUGUGCAGCCCUGCCACCUUCCAAUUAAGCUGGUGACACCUGGGCUUAAUUGGAAGGCUGGUGAUGUCCCUGCUGUCACUGGGGUCAGAGCAGGCUGUGUGCCCCCACCCCUCCUGUGCGCAGUGGGAAACAACUUUCCUGCUGGGAUGCUGAUGGAAUCUGGGGGAUAAUGCUUUAGGGAGACGUGAAAGCCUUGACACCUGGGGAACCUACUGCAUUUGAUACUUGCAUGACACUUGUGUAUUCCUGAAAAAUGCCUCCCUUUAUUGAAGAGCUGACAAAGCAGUUGAAAUACUUGAGUUUAGGACUAAAGCCUUUUCUUAUAGGGGACUGUGUACUGUGUAUGGAAUUAUUCCUUUGCUAAGAAUUGAGUAGUGGAGAUUGGUCCUGGGGUCACAGUGGCUUUGUGCAGUCUUCUCUGCUCAGUACUGAUCUCAACUGAGGCCGUUCAAGGAUUCAGGGCAGAAACAACAGAUGCACUUAAAUCACUGUGGAUACCUUAAGAGUUACUGCAAAUCUCACUUUUGAUGUAAUUUUAGAGCCAAAUGGCAGUAGGAGGGGAGCUAGAUGUCUAAGGAUCACUAUAUGUCUCUGAAGGAGUAAUGACAGGGACAGCAGGGCUUCUUGGAGUAAGAUAUUUCCUGAGUCCUAAGGAAAACUAUCAGGAGCCACCUCCUUAGCUACUCUGUCUCAAGGGUACAGCGGAUGCAUGCAGAGGAGCUUGUGUUUGAGAGGAGCUCUAGGUUCUUCGAAGUUCAGUGUUGAUAGGUAAAACCUUGUUCCCUUUUUUCUGGUGGGAAAAAUGUCAAAAAAGGUUGCCUUUUUUUGGCAUUAAAAAAAACCCAAAAAAACAAAAGGAGACCGAGAAGGAUGCAUAGGAAUUAGACUGCGCUAUCUAUGAGUGUAAGGAGGUUACUGCCUCCCUCUUAAACAAGUUAAAAAUACUCAGACUUCUGCCCAUCAUCAGAGCUCUGGCUGCUUAAACGUACAUACUUACGCAGAAAGCAGUAAAUAAGGGGAAAAAUUGGAAUUAAGAGUUUGCUGGUGUUGAAAGAAAUUCAGCUUCUGUUUUGUUCUGUGAAAAGCCACAAGAAGACACUGGGGCUCUCUCUGUUGGUCUUUGGAGCGAGGGUUCCCUGCCCCCAGAAGCUGCAGCAUUUGCUGUUCUGCUGUGUUCCCUGUCUUACUGAAGCCAUUUUAGAGUCUUCAGACUGCUAGCCAAGGGUCUUCACAUGUUUUGGAGUAGAGAGGAACUGCUCCUUCAGAUUAACUGGCUAUCUGCUUUGGAACAAUCUAAAAGGAAAGUGGUGUGUUGUUUACUUAGAGUGAUCUUUUUUAUCAGAGACAUUCUGAUGGUUUUUUGAAAAUAUUUGGUUUGUAUAUAAUAAAUUGUUUAUAGUGUGGGACUUUUGAAAAUACAGAGUAUGGGUUAGAUGACAGGAAAACAGUACUAAGUGAAAGUAUAUUUUUUGAAAAAGGAAGUCUUCCGUCUUAAUUGUGCUGCUGUGUAAUACCUCAGAGCAGUAAAGGGCUAGUAUCAGUGUGAGGUAAUAACUGUAUUUAGGUUUGUUAGACACAGAAGUAGUUACUAAUGGCUAAGUACAUGUGGUUAGGUACAUAUCUUCCUUAUGGAGAUACAAAGAAGUGACCAGUUAAUACUGUGUUUAGCACUUAGAAUUUUUGUCAGGGAAUAGAAUAAAUGGAGACUCCAUGCUUUGCUGUGUCCUGAUGUCAUAAAAGCCCCUGAGCUCUUGCUUUUGGGAGAUCUGUAUGUACUGCGGUGCUGAAGACGGAUGCUGACAUUCCUUUAGGGUUCACGGGAAUGUCUUCAUUCUUUGUACCUGUGCCCAUUCAUGGAAGGUAGAGGGCAGCUGGCCUGGGCCAGCCUGGGUUGGUAUGUUCUGUAUCGCUUGGGUCAGUUUUGUCUGAUCACCACCUCCCUUUUUGGAUCAGGGCUUGUGACACAGCGUUGGUUUGUGACGUGUAACUUGCAGCCUGCACUGCUACACAGUGCAUACUGGAAACUGCUUGUUAUUUGCCAUAAGAAAUGCAGCUUAAAGCAAAAAUGCUGACAUUAGCUUUCACUAUUGUUUUAUUUGACAAGAUACCAUAGCAGAAGUCAAAAGGCAAAGAGUUUUCCUUCCAUCCAGUCCAGCUACCAUUAUUAAUUUAUAAUCAGAUUGCUCUAGUUCAUUUCUGAUAUUGUAUAGCAAUAAAAAGUCAUAGCACACCAUGACAGUAGAUAGCGGAGAGUUAUAUUCCUGAAGUACACAAAUUUAUUCACUAACUGUAGUUUGUGAAGAUUAGACAUUUAUCUUGGUUUUAGAACAGCUGAGGGUUUUAAUAAUAAACAUUUUACUAUUAGAAGUAUAAUCUUACUCUGGUAGUUUGUUGACCUUUCAAAAUUAUUUAACUUACUCUGAUAGUUUAUUGACCUAAAUUUAACUUCAUGACUAUGUAUGUGACAUUAGAUUUAUGUGAAGCAGAGGGAAAAAUUAUCUACUUGGUCAGCCCAGUUCAUUUUUCUACUAGUACCUCUGACACUGGUAGCUUUGUUUUGGGGUAUGUAUGCUUCCUGGAACUGUUCCUAGAAUUGGGCAUUGCUUUCCAGUAAUACAAAUGUCUCAGAUUUUUAAGCUUAAAACAGUCAGCUUUUAAACCAGAAUGAAACCAUUACGAGAGCAUUUGUCCCUCUCUUCACUUUUCCUUUCACAAAUGACCAACUUGGGCUGCCUUUUAAUUGGAACCGAUGUGUUUGAGAUAAGUGGUUAGCAUCAAGGAGAUCCAAGCUUCCACUAUCAAGGGAUUAAACUAAAUAUGGUAACAGCAGUAAAAUAACAUUCCUGUAGAAGUGAUAACAAGACUAGUUCUGCUGAUUGUAGGUGUUUGAUCUUGCAGUUUCAACUCAAAUAUAGUGGUUUCUCAGGAACACUGAAUGUAUAUUGGACAGAUGAUAAAAUAAUUUUCAUUUGUGUACGUCUCAGCUCUGAGUGGUUCUUCCAGCUGUGAAAGCUAUGCAGUAGUUUUGUUGUAUAGAAAAAUAAAACAGCACAAAUUAAUGCUGAUAAUAAAUAUUUCUUGUGGCUUUAAA
This is a messenger RNA of Hirundo rustica (Barn swallow), 7959 nucleotides long. It is a transcript of the gene DHX15, whose product is annotated as DEAH-box helicase 15. Gene Ontology annotation, molecular function: ATP binding; RNA binding; RNA helicase activity. Gene Ontology annotation, cellular component: intracellular anatomical structure; spliceosomal complex. The coding region runs from base 114 to 2411 and encodes 765 amino acids. The transcript is spliced from 14 exons. Lineage: Eukaryota; Metazoa; Chordata; Aves; Passeriformes; Hirundinidae. The record is from RefSeq and is a predicted model, not a curated record.